GCGCGACACUUUCUUCCGCGUUGGUGCCGCUGGGCGAGUCUGGGCCGAGUCGGCGGUGCAGGGAUCUGAGCAAGGAGUCUGAGCACGGAGGCUCUACUGACUAUUCAUCCGUACGAAGAGCUUAUUGCGGCGCCUGUCAGCAUGUCGUACGAACUGAAGAAAGUCUUUGCCAGCCUCCCCCAAAUGGAGAGGGGUGUCUCCAAGACCCUUGGAGGUGACCCCAAAGGAAACAACUUCCUCUACACCAAUGGGAAGAGUGUCAUCAUCAGGAACAUUGAUAAUCCUGCCAUCGCAGACAUUUACACGGAACACCCCCACCAGGUCACUGUAGCCAAAUACUCCCCCAGUGGCUUUUACAUUGCGUCUGCAGAUAUCUCGGGCAAGAUCCGUAUCUGGGACACCACCCAGAAGGAACAUUUGCUGAAGUAUGAGUACCAGCCUUUCUCGGGCAAGGUCAAAGACAUCGCCUGGACGGAGGACAGCAAGCGAAUCGCCAUGGUGGGGGAAGGCAGGGAAAAGUUUGGUGCCGUCUUCCUGUGGGACACUGGCUCCUCGGUGGGCGAGAUCUCCGGCCACAACAAGAUCAUCAACAGCGUGGACAUCAAGCAGACGCGGCCGUACCGCCUGGUCACCGGCAGCGAUGACAACUGCUCCGCUUUCUUCGAGGGGCCACCCUUCAAGUUCAAGUUCACCAUGAGCGAUCACAGCCGGUUCGUGAACUGUGUGCGCUUCUCUCCGGAUGGCAGCAGGUUCGCCUCCGCAGGUGCGGAUGGACAGAUUUUCCUCUAUGAUGGAAAGACGGGUGAGAAGACAGGAGCGCUGGGCGGUGCAAAGGCGCAUGACGGUGGCGUCUACGCGGUGAGUGUGCAGCGCGGCCUGCUGGGGGCGCUCCAGGCUGCCGCUGAGUGCUCACAAAAUUCCAUUGUGAUGUUGCAGGGACACAGUAAGCCCAUCCAGUCGCUGACGGCUCACAGGAAUGAGGGCCGGCCUUACAUCUACUCCGGGAGCCAUGACGGACACAUCAAUUACUGGGACGCCGAGACUGGGGAUAAUGACGGAUUCUCUGGCAAAGGGCACAGCAACCUGGUAGCCAAGAUGGUUGUGAACAAGGACGGCCAGCUGGUCACGUGCAGCAUGGACGACACUGUGCGUUUCACCGACCUGAGAAGGAAGGAGUACAGUGCUUCUGACCUGCUGAAGAUGGACUUCCAGCCCAAAUGCAUCGCAGUGGGACCAGGGGGAUAUGCUUUAGCUGUCUGCAUUGGGCAGCUGGUUCUGAUGAAAGACAAGAAGAAGUGCUUCACUCUGGAGAACCUGGGGUUUGAGCCCGAGUCGGCUGCCCUUCACCCAGGAGGCGGGACUGCAGCAGUGGGCGGAGCUGAUGGAAUGGUACAUUUGUUCUCCAUCCAAGGGAACACGCUGAAGGAUGAUGGGAAGACGAUGGAGGCCAAGGGGCCAGUUACGGACAUGGCAUACUCCAACGACGGUGCCUUCCUGGCUGUGGCAGACGAGAAGAAGGUCAUCACGGUUUUCAGCGUGGCUGACGGAUACGCCGUGAAGAAUGACUUCUAUGGGCACCAUGCCAAGGUGGUCUGCCUAGCCUGGUCCCCGGAUAACGAGCACUUUGCCAGCGGGGGCAUGGACAUGUUGGUCUACCUGUGGGCCGUCAGUGACCCAGACAGGCGGGUUAAGAUCCCAGAUGCCCACCGGCUCCACCACGUCAGCGGCCUGGCCUGGCUGGAUGAGCACACCCUAGUGACGGUCUCUCACGAUGCCAGCGUCAAGCAGUGGACUGUCAAAUUCUAAACCAGCCCCGGGGCCGGAAGUACCGUCAGGGACUAGAACUGCUGUAGAAGUCGUGGCAUUUUUACUUUAAUUUAACCCCCCACCACCAUUUCGGCCCCUCGGCUCACCCUCACCACCGUCAUCGCUAUGCAGCUCGUGCCUAAAAUGUCUUUUCCUUCACCUUAAAAGUUGUAGUGGGGUAACUUACAUGAGUGAGAUCAGAGUAAGCGGCACUUAGCGUGUCAUUCUGCGGGCUUCCCACUCCCGCUCAGUGCUUGACAUUCCAGAGGCUGUGCCCCCCCCCCCCCCCCGGCGGGGGGGGGGGGGGGGGGGGGGUCCGCCUCAUCCCACUGACUGCAGGUUGUCUAUCAUCCACAGUGGUCACACUCAGACUGGGGUUUGGGGGAAGAGAUGGAGUGAAAAGUGAAAAAGAUAUUAAAAUAAGGUUUAUGGUGGAAAUACUGUGUACUUGGUGACGCUUUGUAUGGUUUUCAGAACCGCAUAAUGCUUUUUGUAUCUCAUUCAUUGUUUCUGCAGUUUAAUGGGUAAAUGAAUAAUUAAAUAAAUGAAUAUAAAACCUUUUUGCACAAUUCGGAUGGUAUAUGCGCAUCCUGUAAUCCUGGAUUUGAAACAUAUGGCCCAAUUUUUUCUUUAAUAAAUAAAUUUUUAUGAGCCGUUA
Messenger RNA from Paramormyrops kingsleyae, 2464 nucleotides. The record is from RefSeq and is a predicted model, not a curated record. NCBI's taxonomy places the organism in Eukaryota, Metazoa, Chordata, Actinopteri, Osteoglossiformes, Mormyridae.